Molecule: messenger RNA, 318 nt
Organism: Drechmeria coniospora
Lineage: Eukaryota; Fungi; Ascomycota; Sordariomycetes; Hypocreales; Ophiocordycipitaceae
Exons: 1
Coding region: 1-318 (105 amino acids)
Source: RefSeq, a predicted model, not a curated record
AUGAUUGCGUUGCCGUCCACGUCCCAGCCUCAUUCGUCGACACGAUUCAGGGGUCUCGGUCGUCGAGCGACGGAACUCGGGGCCUGGCAGUCAGCCGUGGACGAGUGCGACCCCAUGCCACUGUUCCAGCCGUCCGGUCAACACAAGGGACCUCGUGCUAGGUCGUCGACGCCGACGAAUGGCAACGGCCGGUACGCCUUCAGCAUCGCCGAGACUGGUGUGGUCCGCGUGCCGGCCUACCUGACGCCCAGCCUGGCCCGGGGCCGUUCAGGGGAGCGCCAUUCCCAGGCUGGCAUAGCCCCAGGCACGAUGACCUGA